Dentiscutata erythropus is the source of this 186-nucleotide messenger RNA. The record is from the annotation of a GenBank genome assembly. NCBI's taxonomy places the organism in Eukaryota, Fungi, Glomeromycota, Glomeromycetes, Diversisporales, Gigasporaceae.
UGUCGUACAUGUGAACAAGAAAUACAAGUAUCUUCAAGUAACUCUAAUAAAAGAUCUGCUGCACAGUGCAAAUGUGAACAAGAAGAAAAUACAACUAAUAAAAGAUCUAUUGCUCAACAAAAAAGAAGAGACUAUGAGCAAAUUAAAAAAGUCUGUACUUUAUUGUCUAAGAAUAUAUAUUCAUAG